This is a messenger RNA of Mastomys coucha (southern multimammate mouse), 4851 nucleotides long. Its product is annotated as sodium channel protein type 10 subunit alpha. The coding region runs from base 1 to 4851 and encodes 1616 amino acids. NCBI's taxonomy places the organism in Eukaryota, Metazoa, Chordata, Mammalia, Rodentia, Muridae. Gene Ontology annotation, cellular component: axon; plasma membrane; voltage-gated sodium channel complex. The record is from RefSeq and is a predicted model, not a curated record. Gene Ontology annotation, molecular function: voltage-gated sodium channel activity involved in cardiac muscle cell action potential. The transcript is spliced from 23 exons. Gene Ontology annotation, biological process: regulation of heart rate; regulation of atrial cardiac muscle cell membrane depolarization; neuronal action potential.
AUGGAGUUCCCCUUUGGGUCCGUGGGAACUACCAACUUCAGACGGUUCACUCCAGAGUCGCUGGCAGAGAUCGAGAAGCAGAUCGCUGCCCACCGCGCCGCCAAGAAGGCCAGACCUAAGCACAGAGGACAGAAGGACAAGGCUGAGAAGCCCAGGCCUCAGCUGGACUUGAAGGCCUGUAACCAGCUGCCCAGGUUCUAUGGUGAGCUCCCAGAAGAACUGGUCGGGGAGCCUCUGGAGGACCUGGAUCCUUUCUACAGCACACACCGGACAUUCAUAGUCUUGGAUAAAAGCAGGACCAUUUCCAGAUUCAGUGCCACUUGGGCCCUGUGGCUCUUCAGUCCCUUUAACCUGAUCAGAAGAACGGCCGUCAAAGUGUCUGUCCACUCCUGGUUCUCCAUAUUUAUCACUGUCACUAUUUUGGUCAACUGUGUGUGCAUGACCCGAACUGAUCUUCCAGAGAAAGUCGAAUGCCUAGAGGGUCUAAUUUCAUUAGACUCCAAUGCCCUGGCAGGAGCCAUCCUCAACAAGCCUGGUACUACGGAUCCCUUGUUGUGUGGCAAUGGGUCUGAUGCUGGUCACUGCCCUGGUGGUUAUAUCUGCAAGAAAACCCCUGACAACCCGGAUUUCAACUACACCAGCUUUGAUUCCUUCGCUUGGGCAUUCCUGUCACUGUUCCGUCUCAUGACGCAGGACUCCUGGGAGCGCCUAUACCAGCAGACACUCCGGGCUUCCGGGAAAAUGUACAUGGUCUUUUUUGUGCUGGUCAUCUUCCUUGGAUCAUUCUACCUGGUCAAUUUGAUCUUGGCUGUGGUCACCAUGGCAUAUGAGGAGCAGAACCAGGCAACAAUUGCAGAAAUCGAAGCCAAGGAAAAAAAGUACCGCGAAGCCCUCGAGGUGCUGCAGAAGGAACAGGAGGUGCUGGCAGCCCUGGGGAUUGACACGACCUCACUCCAUUCCCACAAUGGAUCACCCUUAGCCCCCAAAAACGCCAAUGAGAGAAGACCCAGGGUGAAAUCAAGGGUGUCAGAGGGCUCGACGGAUGACAACAGAUCACCCCAAUCUGACCCUUACAACCAGCGCAGGAUGGCACUCGAUGCCGCAAGGCAGAAGAACUUCCUGUCUGCAGAUUACUUGGAUGAACCUUUCCGAGCACAGAGGGCGAUGAGCGUCGUCAGUAUUAUGACUUCUGUCAUUGAGGGUGCCGAUAAGCAUGUCCCUGUGUCCUUCACUGUCCCCAAGGCUCUGCAGCUGCUUCGGGUCUUCAAGCUAGCCAAGUCCUGGCCCACCCUGAACAUACUCAUCAAGAUCAUUGGCAAUUCUGUGGGGGCCCUGGGCAACCUGACCUUCAUCCUGGCCAUCAUCGUCUUUAUCUUUGCCCUGGUCGGAAAGCAGCUUCUCUCGGAGAACUACGGUUGCAGCAAAGAUGGCUUCUCUGUGUGGAAGGGCGAGAGACUCCGCUGGCACAUGUGUGACUUCUUCCAUUCCUUCCUCGUGGUCUUCCGGAUCCUCUGCGGGGAGUGGAUCGAGAACAUGUGGGUCUGCAUGGAGGUCAGCCAGAAAUCCAUCUGCCUCAUCCUCUUCUUGACUGUGAUGGUGCUGGGCAACCUGGUGGUGCUCAACCUUUUCAUCGCUUUAUUGCUGAACUCCUUCAGCGCGGACAAUCUCACAGCCCCAGAGGAUGACGGGGAGGUGAACAACUUGCAGGUAGCACUGGCCAGGAUUCAGGUUUUUGGCCAUCGGGCCAGUCGGGCCGUCAUUAGUUAUAUCAGCAGCCACUGCCGGCUCCGCUGGCCCAAGGUGGAGCCCCAGCUGGGGGUGAAACCCCCACUCACCAGCUCCAAAGCCGAGAACCACAUUGCUACUGAAGCUGUCAACGCUGCAGUGGGGAACCUGGCAAAGCCAGCUCUCGACGGCCCCAAGGAGAACCCCGGGGACUUCAUCACCGAUCCUAAUGUGUGGGUCUCUGUGCCCAUUGCUGAGGGAGAAUCUGACCUCGAUGAGCUUGAGGAAGAUAUGGAGCAGGCUUCUCAGAGCUCCUGGCAGGAAGAGAGCCCCGAAGGAGAGCAGGAGCAGCUACCACAAGUCCAAACGUGUGACGAACACCAGGCAGCCCGAAGCCCAGCCUCCGGGAUGUCCUCCGAGGACCUGGCUCCAUACAUGGGGGAGAGAUGGAAGAGGGGGGAUAGCCCUCGGAUCCCUGCAGAGGGAGUGGAUGAUACGAGCUCCUCUGAGGGCAGCACUGUGGACUGCCCGGACCCAGAGGAGAUCCUGAGGAAGAUCCCUGAGCUGGCAGAUGAGCUGGACGAGCCCGAUGACUGCUUCACAGAAGGCUGCACUCGCCGCUGUCCCUCCUGCCAAGUGAACAGCAGUAAGUUUCCUUGGACCACAGGCUGGCAGCUGCGCAAAACCUGCUACCGCAUUGUGGAACACAGCUGGUUCGAGAGUUUCAUCAUCUUCAUGAUCCUGCUCAGCAGCGGAGCACUGGCCUUUGAGGAUAACUACCUGGAAGAAAAACCCCGACUGAAGUCUGUGCUGGAGUACACUGAUAGAGUGUUCACCUUCAUCUUCGUAUUCGAGAUGUUGCUCAAGUGGGUAGCUUAUGGCUUCAAAAAAUAUUUCACCAAUGCCUGGUGCUGGCUGGACUUCCUCAUCGUGAAUAUCUCUCUGACAAGCCUCAUAGCAAAGAUCCUUGAGUCAGAUGUGGCAUCCAUCAAAGCCCUUCGGACUCUCCGCGCCCUCCGGCCGCUGAGGGCUCUGUCUCGAUUUGAAGGCAUGAGGGUAGUGGUGGAUGCCUUGGUGGGCGCCAUCCCUUCCAUCAUGAACGUCCUCCUCGUCUGCCUCAUCUUCUGGCUCAUCUUCAGCAUUAUGGGGGUGAACCUCUUUGCCGGGAAAUUUUCGAGAUGUGUUGACACCAGGAGCAACCCAUUUUCCAUUGUGAAUUUGACAAUGGUGACUAACAAGUCUGAGUGUCACAUUCAAAACAACACUGGCCACUACUUCUGGGUUAACGUCAAAGUCAACUUCGACAACGUUGCUAUGGGCUACCUGGCGCUUCUCCAGGUGGCAACCUUCAAAGGCUGGAUGGAUAUUAUGUAUGCAGCUGUGGAUUCCCGAGAUAUCAACAGUCAGCCUAGCUGGGAGGAAAGCCUGUAUAUGUACCUGUACUUCGUCGUCUUCAUCAUUUUUGGUGGCUUCUUCACGCUGAAUCUCUUUGUCGGGGUCAUAAUUGACAACUUCAAUCAACAGAAAAAAAAGAUAAGGGGCCAGGAUAUCUUCAUGACGGAGGAGCAGAAGAAAUACUACAAUGCCAUGAAGAAGCUGGGCUCCAAGAAACCCCAGAAGCCCAUCCCACGGCCCCUGAAUAAAUACCAGGGCUUCGUGUUUGACAUCGUGACCAGGCAAGCAUUUGACAUCAUCAUCAUGGUUCUCAUCUGCCUCAACAUGAUUACCAUGAUGGUGGAGACCGAUGAUCAGAGCGAGGAGAAGACGAAGGUCCUGGGCAAAAUCAACCAGUUCUUUGUGGCCGUCUUCACGGGAGAAUGUGUGAUGAAGAUGUUCGCCCUGCGGCAGUACUACUUCACCAACGGCUGGAAUGUGUUUGACUUCAUAGUGGUGAUCCUGUCCAUUGGGAGUCAGGUGUUUUCUGCAAUCCUUAAGUCACUAGAAAAUUACUUCUCCCCAACGCUCUUCCGCGUCAUCCGUCUGGCCAGGAUCGGCCGCAUCCUCAGGCUGAUCCGAGCCGCUAAGGGGAUACGCACGCUGCUCUUCGCCCUCAUGAUGUCCCUGCCUGCCCUUUUCAACAUCGGCCUCCUCCUCUUCCUCGUCAUGUUCAUCUACUCCAUCUUCGGCAUGGCCAGCUUCGCUAACGUUGUGGAAGAGGCUGGCAUUGACGACAUGUUCAACUUCAAGACCUUUGGCAACAGCAUGCUGUGCCUGUUCCAGAUCACCACGUCGGCUGGCUGGGACGGCCUCCUCAGCCCCAUCCUCAACACAGGACCCCCCUACUGCGACCCCAACCUAACCAACAGCAAUGGCUCCAAGGGGAAUUGCGGGAGCCCAGCGGUGGGCAUCAUCUUCUUCACCACCUACAUCAUCAUCUCCUUCCUCAUCGUGGUGAACAUGUACAUCGCGGUGAUUCUGGAGAACUUCAAUGUGGCCACAGAAGAGAGCACAGAGCCCCUGAGUGAGGACGACUUCGACAUGUUCUAUGAGACCUGGGAGAAGUUCGAUCCGGAGGCCACCCAGUUCAUCGCCUUUUCUGCCCUCUCUGACUUUGCAGACACGCUCUCUGGCCCUCUUAGAAUCCCAAAACCCAAUCAGAAUAUAUUAAUCCAGAUGGACCUGCCGUUGGUCCCCGGAGAUAAAAUCCACUGUUUGGACAUCCUUUUUGCCUUCACAAAGAAUGUCUUGGGAGAAUCUGGGGAGUUGGAUUCUCUGAAGACUAAUAUGGAAGAGAAGUUUAUGGCAACUAAUCUUUCCAAAGCAUCCUACGAACCAAUAGCAACCACCCUCCGAUGGAAGCAAGAAGACAUCUCAGCCACCGUCAUUCAAAAGGCCUAUCGGAGCUACAUGUUGCAACGCUCCUUGACACUCUCUAACCCCCUGAGUGUGUCCAGGGCUGAGCAGGAUGGUGAGUCACCCCCCGGGGAAGGCUAUGUUACAUUCAUGGCAAAUGGCAACAGUAGGCUCCCAGACAAAUCGGAAACUGCUUCUGCUACAUCUUUCCCACCAUCCUAUGACAGCGUCACCAGGGGCCUGAGUGACAGGGUCAACGUUAGCACAUCUAGCUCAAUGCAAAAUGAAGAUGAAGUCACCGCUAAGGAAGGGAGCAGCCCCGGACCUCAGUGA